Messenger RNA from Medicago truncatula (barrel medic), 471 nucleotides. RefSeq names its product agamous-like MADS-box protein AGL80. Gene Ontology annotation, biological process: regulation of transcription by RNA polymerase II. The transcript has a single exon. The coding region runs from base 1 to 471 and encodes 156 amino acids. The record is from RefSeq and is a predicted model, not a curated record. NCBI's taxonomy places the organism in Eukaryota, Viridiplantae, Streptophyta, Magnoliopsida, Fabales, Fabaceae. Gene Ontology annotation, molecular function: protein dimerization activity; DNA-binding transcription factor activity, RNA polymerase II-specific; RNA polymerase II cis-regulatory region sequence-specific DNA binding.
AUGACUAGGAAGAAGGUGAAACUUGCUUUUAUCUCUGAUGAUUCAGCAAGAAAGGCAACCUAUAAGAAAAGAAAAAAGGGUAUCAUCAAGAAGGUGAGCGAACUCACCAUUCUAUGCGGCAUUCCAGCUUGUGCUAUAAUUUCUAAUCCUUUUGAUUCUAAAAUAGAGGUGUGGCCAAAUCUAGAGGAGGCUAAACAUGUGAUUGAGAGGUAUCAAAAUUCAUCGGUGAAAGAUGAAACAAAGAAUGUGAACCAAGAGAGCUUUCUAUUGCAGAGGAUUAGCAAAGCCAGGGAACAUCUUCAAAAGCAAAAGCACGACAAUCGUGAGAAGGAGUUGAACAUUCUUAUGAUUGGGUACAUGAAAAACAAAAAGCUGCCGGAUGGUUUGACCGUUUCGGAUUUGAAAGAGUUUGAUAAGCUAAUUGAGAAAAAUAUGAAGGAGAUUGAUAACAAGAUUGAUGCACUCGGUUGA